Messenger RNA from Hordeum vulgare subsp. vulgare (domesticated barley), 1043 nucleotides. RefSeq names its product glutathione S-transferase. The record is from RefSeq and is a predicted model, not a curated record. NCBI's taxonomy places the organism in Eukaryota, Viridiplantae, Streptophyta, Magnoliopsida, Poales, Poaceae. The transcript has 9 exons. Gene Ontology annotation, cellular component: cytoplasm. Gene Ontology annotation, molecular function: glutathione transferase activity; maleylacetoacetate isomerase activity. Gene Ontology annotation, biological process: glutathione metabolic process; L-phenylalanine catabolic process. Bases 252 to 947 code for a protein of 231 amino acids.
UCUCUGGGUAUCUGGUGGGCCCUACAUAAUCUGAUUGAUACUCAGGCUUGGGUAGCAUCUUCUGCUCUUGUCCCCUUGUGCUCUGCUCACACCAGUUUUCUGCGCGGUGCUCUGUUCACAUGAGGAGAUGAGAAGAACAAUCUCUUCUCUUGCUCUUCAUACCAACAAGAUAGUCAAAUAUUGCUGCAUCUGCAUCUCCAACUAAUAGUGGAGCGGAGGAAGAGGAGAAAGGGCUGGGGUAGCAGGCAGCAAUGGCGACGGCCAAGCCCAUCCUGUACGGCGCCUGGAUCAGCUCUUGCUCUCACCGUGUCCGGAUCGCUCUCAACCUCAAAGGUGUGGACUAUGAGUACAAGGCAGUCAAUCCUCGGACAGAUCCAGACUAUGAGAAAAUCAACCCGAUCAAAUACAUACCAGCAUUGGUAGAUGGGGACUUUGUUCUAUCUGAUUCUCUCGCUAUCAUCUUGUAUCUGGAAGAUAAGUAUCCUCAGCAUCCUCUCAUGCCCAAAGAUAUCAAAAUGAAAGCUCUUGAUCUUCAGAUUGCAAACAUAGUUUGUUCAAGCAUCCAACCUCUCCAAGGCUACGGUGUAAUUGGUUUACAUGAGGGUAGGUUGAGCUCCGAUGAGAGCCUUGAGGUGGUACAACGUUAUAUUGACAAGGGCUUCAGAGCAAUCGAAAAGCUUUUGGAUGGAUGUGACAGCAAAUAUUGCGUUGGAGAUGAAGUCCAUUUGGGAGAUGUGUUUCUAGCCCCACAGAUUCAUGCCGCCAUCAAUCGCUUCCAGAUUGAUAUGCUUUCCUUUUCUUGCAGACAAAGUACCCAAUUUUGUGGCGACUUCACGACGCAUACAUGGAAAUUCCGGCAUUUCAAGCUGCACUGCCCCAAAAUCAGCAAGAUGCACCUUCAGCCUGAUAAUCAAGAAAGCAAGCCAGUUACAACUAUAUGUGUGUAGUUUCCUCCUUUUCCAAAAAUAAAUAAAUAAAUAUGCAUGUAGUUUCCACAAUAAUGAGGAAUGUAAUCUGCAAAUGAAAGAACCUCGUAUAACUUA